UGCCUUUCACAUGCUGGGCGGGACUGGGCGCUCUAUAAAAACCCGCACCGCUGAGAAUAAUGCAUUCGCUUCUCCUGCUUUAUCCUCCUUGAAGAAGUGGCCUUGCCUCCCUCCAUCGCACCAAGAUGACUUAUUGCUACCAGAACCAGUGUGAGGAUAGCUGCUACUCUCCCUGCAACUACGGGACCGUGUACAGCUACCGGAGCUACGACUGUGGAAGCCCUUGUGGCUACCGGGGCUACGGGGGCCUGUGCGGCUAUCGGGAUUGCUACCCCUCCUACAGCUCCCGCUACUGUUACCCCUCCUAUUCUUGCUACACCCGUAGAUACAGCUAUGGGAGCUGCUACCCCUGCUACCCCUGCUAAAUCCAGAAGGAUUAAAUGGGAAAUGAGGACUGAGAAUUAAUUACUGAAUUAAUGGCUGCUGUUAAGGAGAGGCUUUGCAGAAGCUCUGAGUCCACGACUGCGAAUGAAAGCCGUAGUAUUUUGGAGAGCUCAGUGUUUCCAUAAAUCUUCUUCAAUGUUCUUCAAAAAUGUUUUGUUUUCCAUUUUCCCUAUCAACUUCUUAACCUUGAAUGGGUUUGGUGGUGUAAAGGAAGCCAGGCUUAACAUGGGUAAACAACUUCUUAACUCAUUUAUAGUUCUUUCCCAGCUAACAUUAAUGAAAUCUAAAGUGUACCUGUACUAGCCUUCAUAUGGAUACGUUUAUAACUUAACUGCUUUUGAACCUAUACCAAAGAAACAGUAAAUCAUCUGAUCUUAUUUGUUUCAUUGGACUUAAAACAAGUGGAAACAUUUAAAAAUGGAAAUUGAUAGUCAAAUGUUACAGAUGUAGCAGCAAAAAUGGUACUAAUGAAACUGGGUGAUUUUCUGAAGAUAUAAAUUAAUCUCUGUACACAUUCUUUCUGCUUCUGCUUCCUGUAUUAUUUUAGAUUGUGAUUGUGAGCUUUAUUCUUAUUAAAAAUGUUAUAGCAUCA
Molecule: messenger RNA, 976 nt
Organism: Tyto alba (common barn owl)
Lineage: Eukaryota; Metazoa; Chordata; Aves; Strigiformes; Tytonidae
Product: keratin-associated protein 20-1
Exons: 2
Coding region: 126-365 (79 amino acids)
Source: RefSeq, a predicted model, not a curated record